AUGAGUAAAACAGAAAAGAAUAGAUUCAAAGAAUCUUUAGAUAAAGUAAAUAAUUUAAAAGAAGAAGAUGAUGAUGAAAAAGAAGAAUGUACAUUAGAGUUGAUCGAAUUGAUUGUAGAGAUACAAGAUCCAAAAGGAUUGAUAGAUGAUUUAAAAAUAACGACAGAAGAGAUGAUGACUUGUGUAGACUUGAUAGAAGCUAUUGAAAAGAGAUUACUACAGGUCGACGAGAAUGAAGACUAUCGUAUCUUUGUAGUUGGGUGGCUACUUAGUUCAAUUGUACUGAAUCAAUACAAAUCACUUGAUCAACAUUACAAAGAACAAUUACAAUUUAGAAUCAAAUCAAAGUACAUGAUGUUUAUAAGGUUUAGAACUUUUCGUGACCUUGGUAAAUUAUCAUUUAUAUUAAAUGAUUUUGAUAAAUUAGAAUUGGAUAAUCUUUUAAUUAAUCAAUUAAAAAAAAGAACAUUAUUUAAAUUAUCAGAAAUGAUUAAAGAUAUUAAAAAUGAAAGGAAUGUACUAUUUGCAUUAAUGGCAAUAAGAGCAUUAAUUUAUACUGGUAAUGGAUGGGAUUGUAUUGAUGAUAUAUUAAAUACUGGGAUCGUACCAACCAUCCUAACCAUUGUAACCGAUUCAUUUAAUAUUAUAAAUGAAUUUACAAAUGACAAAAAUAUCAUCAACUAUAACCAAAAUGAAAAAGAUACAUUAAAUUUAGAUCAUUUAAAUUUAAAAUUUAAAUUAAUGUAUUUAAACAAAUCAAAGAAAUAUAUUCAUCUUGUUUGUAAUGAAUCAUCAAAAGUAAUUAUAAAUAUAACGACAACAAUGGAUGGUAUAGAAUCUAUCGCAAAAAUGGAUAUAAUACCAAUACUUUUUAAAAUUCUUAGUAGUUAUUCAAAUGUAAAUCUAAAAAAUAUAAUGCAAUGUGCAUUAUUUAUGGUUGGAAAUAUAACUGCAACCAAACCAGAAUGGCGAGAUGUUAUAUUAAAAAAACAUGGUUUAUUAAAAUUGAUCAUGGAGAUGGGUAGAGACGAGGCGGUCAUGUCACAACUAUCUGAUGAAAUAUCAAAUAUUUUCGGAUCGGUCAUACGUUGUGUGGAUCCACCAAUAGAAUGGAGAGAGAUUAUAGAUUAUAUGUUACCAUUUGUAUGUCAACACUUUUUAUCAAACGAAAAUACUACAAGAAGUGUCACCAAGUUUUUGGAAGGUCUUUCGAGACACCCGUCAUUUGAAAUUGCUGUGUUCAGACAAUAUCGCUUAGACAACUUUUUGUUGGAGAGUUUGGCAAGAGACAUUGACCUAUUUACAGAUGAUUGGUUCUUUAUUUUAGAGUCUGCUCUUUGGGCUAUUACAGGUAUAUCGGAAAAACAACCCAACAAUACAAUAUUCACCUAUGAACGACUUUUCAGUACUUUUAAUCGAUUACUAGUACUGGUAGACAAUUAUCAAAUCAUUGACCACAUUUUAUAUACAACAUACGAAUUGAUACGUAAUACAACAAAAGCAAAUAUUAUCAAUAGUAAUUUAAUCAAAAUUCUUACAACUAAAGUUUCUAAACUAAAUAAUAAUAAUAAUAUAAAAUCGACAACAACAACAAAAUAUUCAGAUUCAGAUCCAUUAAGUGUUUAUAGGUUGAUAGAUAGGAAAUUUAUGAUUGACGAUCCGUCGGCCUGUCAAAUGCUUUGGAAUCUUUUAGCAAUCUUGGAUGGAAUGUCUCCUAUGGAAAUUGGAGAAUGUGUUUCCCAAGGUAUUAUUCUCCUACUCGUUACUCUAUAUCGUUCUGUAAAGACAACAGAUACUUUUUCCCUCAUUAUGAUGAAUUGUGUCAAUCUCACUUGUUGGAAUUAA
This is a messenger RNA of Cavenderia fasciculata, 1845 nucleotides long. RefSeq lists its product as uncharacterized. Lineage: Eukaryota; Evosea; Eumycetozoa; Acytosteliales; Cavenderiaceae. The transcript is spliced from 5 exons. Bases 1 to 1845 code for a protein of 614 amino acids. The record is from RefSeq and is a predicted model, not a curated record.